Rotaria sp. Silwood2 is the source of this 1095-nucleotide messenger RNA. The record is from the annotation of a GenBank genome assembly. NCBI's taxonomy places the organism in Eukaryota, Metazoa, Rotifera, Eurotatoria, Philodinida, Philodinidae.
AUGAGAAUUUAUGAAUGUCCAUUGCCAUCAGAUGAAGCAAGCGCAUUAGCUGUUAUUUUUGAAUUACAAAUGCCUAUUGAAAUCAGAUGUUAUCGAGAUAUUCUUUGGCAGUUUAUCAAUCGUCCUAAUCCAAAUCCAAAAAUUGAGAUGUAUGAAUGGCUUAACGUUUCUCCUCAUGCCAAAAAGCUAGAACCAUUCUAUACUGGUCCAAGCGAUUGCAAAGUCAAAUUAGUCUCUCAAACUAAACCCAUAACGCUAAGUCACUAUGCUUAUAUAUCAAUUGCAUCUGCAACUAUUGAAUCCGUUUUGCAUGAGAAUAGUCUGAAAGUUCGAAUUUCACCAACUAAACCAAUAAAAUUGGAAGAUGAAUGUCAUAUAUUAACACUUCAACUUGAACAUCUAGAUUACAUCCAGCUACAAUUUACUCUUAAUAAUACGAAGUUCGUACAAAAUCAUUUUAUUGCAAAAUUGCCUAAUUGUCCUCUAGGAUUGAAACCUACGCAAUUUGUUGAAUUUGGUUCAUUUCGAUCAGGACAUCAUUUACAAUGGUGGAAUCUUUUGACAAUCCUAGAAAUGAAUUCUUUAUCUAUUGCUGACGAGAGUGUGGCAAUAUUAAUUAUACAUUCAAUAUUACAAUACGGUCCAUGCACAUCAAAUUCAAAUACAGUUUCUAAUUAUUGGUGUUCAGAAUCACAUGAGCAGUUAUUAGAAGAUCAUUUUGUAGAUGAAUUAAUCUUAAGAUUAGAUCGUCAUUUAGAUGAUUGCAAAUUCAAUUGGAAGAAUGAAUUGGUGUUAGUGGUUUUAACGAUGAUUACAAUGAGAAUAUUAACCAUCUGUCAUUUUACGAGACAAGAUCAAGUUGCUGAUUUAGCAUUAAAAUGUCGUACAACUGGUGAACAAUGGAUUGAUCUUAUUUCGGAGAGCAUUUCAACCUUAUCUUCAUCAACUUUUAAUGAAGUGGAGAUACUUCGUCGUAAAAUGAUAACUAUUGGUGCCUGUUGUCUCUUAACAUUUUUAACUCAUAUAGAUCGAAUUAGCUGUCUUAAACAUCGACACUGUAACGAGAAAUAUUUCAUAUUAGGGAGAUCAUUCUAA